Engraulis encrasicolus (European anchovy) is the source of this 1155-nucleotide messenger RNA. It is a transcript of the gene mthfd2l, whose product is annotated as methylenetetrahydrofolate dehydrogenase (NADP+ dependent) 2 like. The coding region runs from base 1 to 1038 and encodes 345 amino acids. The transcript has 8 exons. The record is from RefSeq and is a predicted model, not a curated record. Gene Ontology annotation, molecular function: methenyltetrahydrofolate cyclohydrolase activity; methylenetetrahydrofolate dehydrogenase (NADP+) activity; methylenetetrahydrofolate dehydrogenase (NAD+) activity. NCBI's taxonomy places the organism in Eukaryota, Metazoa, Chordata, Actinopteri, Clupeiformes, Engraulidae. Gene Ontology annotation, biological process: tetrahydrofolate interconversion. Gene Ontology annotation, cellular component: mitochondrion.
AUGGCCGUCAUCUUUACACAGUGCAUUCCACUGAAAAUUCGCGGCAUCCUCAAGUUCUGCAAUCGCACCAGAUUGCAGGUGACCAGGAACAUUGCGAGCAGGCGCGAGUUUAGCUGCUCGGCGGCUAGAAGGUAUGCGGCUACAGUCGUGUCUGGGACGGCGAUAGCCCGGGAGAUCCACAAAGAGAUCCAGGCCAGUGUGGAGCAGCUGGUGGUGUUGGGGGGUAGGAGGCCUCACCUGGCUGUCAUCCUGGUGGGGGACGACCCAGCCAGCCGCGUCUACGUCAGGAACAAGACCAGAGCGGCCUCCCUGCUGGGCAUCUCCAGUAGCGCUCUGCUGCGCCCUGCUGGUGUGAGUCAGGCGGAGCUGCUGGACCUGAUCGACCAGCUCAACAGGGACUGGAGAGUCAGCGGCAUACUGGUGCAGCUACCACUACCAGGACACAUUCAUGAGAGGGCCGUGUGCAACGCCAUCGCCCCAGAGAAGGAUGUAGACGGCUUCCACAUCGUGAACAUGGGCAAGCUGGUGCUGGAUCAGAGGACCAUGGUGCCCGCCACUCCCGCGGCCGUCUGGGAAAUCAUCAAACGCACCGGCAUUGAGACGGUGGGGAAGAACGUGCUGGUGGUGGGCCGUUCUAAGAACGUGGGGAUGCCCAUCGCCAUGCUGCUCCACUCGGACCGGAACCACGAGCGCCCAGGAGGUGAUGCUACGGUGACCAUCGCCCACAGAUGCACCCCCGUAGAGCAGCUGACGCAGCACUGUCAGAUGGCCGACAUCGUCAUCGCAGCCGCAGGAGUCCCUGGCCUAAUCACUCCAGACAUGGUGAAGGAGGGAGCGGUGGUGAUAGACGUUGGUAUCAACCGUAUCCAGGAUACAGGCUCCAGCAGCAGGGUGCGUCUGGUCGGAGAUGUGGACUUUGAAGGUGUUUGUGAAAAAGCGGGAUUUAUCACUCCUGUACCCGGAGGUGUUGGUCCAGUGACCGUCGCCAUGGUUGUGAAAAACACAGUAACUGCUGCCCGAAACGCUCUGGGACAUUGACGUGGAAACAUUAUGGAAACAAACAUUCUGCACAUAUUCCACAUUAUGGAAACAAAAUUAGGAUGAGGAAGCCAACGCACAACAGAGCUUUCGCGGUGCAGCAUGUAGCGAAUACUU